AUGGCUUCAGUCAUGGCUUGGGGCGCCGGCGCUGCCGUUGCUGCCUUCCUGGGACGCGCUGGUCUUGUCGCCUGGCGACGCUCGCGCGGAGGUGUCGGCGCAAUGGGGAAGGCCUUUUACAAGGGCGGAUUCGAACCCAAGAUGACCAAGAAGGAGGCGUCAUUGAUCCUGUCUCUCAACGAGCGCAGCAUCACAAAGGACAAGGUCCGCAAGGCCCACCGAACAAUCAUGCUUCUGAAUCACCCCGAUCGAGGCGGCAGCCCCUACCUGGCCACCAAGGUCAACGAAGCAAAAGAACUGUUGGACAAACAGCACUGA
This is a messenger RNA of Clonostachys rhizophaga, 318 nucleotides long. Lineage: Eukaryota; Fungi; Ascomycota; Sordariomycetes; Hypocreales; Bionectriaceae. The record is from the annotation of a GenBank genome assembly.